UUAUUCUUGCCUGUGAUGGCACAUUUCUUUGGGUAAGUACAAUUAAAAAUAAAUAAUGCGAAUUAAAUGACUUUUUGCAUGAUUUAUUCUCUUGAAAUUUUCUUAGGUUAAGAAGAAAAAUCAAGAAUUUGGAAAAGCUCCCCACCAACACCCACGAUAACUUUACAGUGAAGAACUAUCUCGUGAACGUUCUUUUUGUUUUUUUAAUUGGGCAAAAAAAUCAUUCGAUGCGUUUAAAAAAUCUAGGGUUUUUAAAAUAAUUAUCACACCCCUCUCGUGACAAAUAAAAAUACCCAGACCUUCUAGGACAUGCGCCCUAGUGCCCCUGCGACACCACGGGGCCGCCCUAGUGGCAGACCAGUGAGUGGAAAAUGUCCAAUGAUCAACUUCUAUUCCAAUACAAUUGAUUUCUCAUUAUCAUCCCCAAUAAAAACUAGAAAAUGUGUCACAUUGUCGUAAUAACUAGUGUCACAUAAAGAAUAAUUUCAUGCUGUCAUCAACACUUCAUAGUGAUAGUUAGUGGAGCUAGAUAAUUUAUGAGAUUGGUUGAAAAUCUUAAUCAGUACAGUGUCAGUCCCAUUCUAUUUUGGUGCGCUGCUGGUGGACUGAAGGAUCACAAUACUUAACCUAAACGUGAGAAUGAGAGACCUUUUUCAAGAUCACAUUCAUUGACUCACACUUCUAUCACUCGUCAUCAAGACUUACUGGCCAAUUGGAGGUUCAUUACUCACGAAUAAUGUCAUGGAGUGCUCACUGUCAACAAACAUGCCUGAUUACCUCGACACACUUGACAGUCGAUGCAGUACAAAAUUACUACAAGUCGAUUGCACGAGUGCUGGCUCCGUAAACAGUGGCUUACACUCUAAUUCAUCUCAAGAAUCAUCACGAAAACAUAACCACGAAGAGAGGAAUUUUGUAUGUAACUGUCAAAUCGAGAUGUCGAAGUUGAUGUUGUUGAUGAAUUUUUUAAAGAAUUUAUUACUAGUAUGUAAGCGAUCCAAUGAUUUUGCAAGAGAGAGUGUAGCACCAAUUAUGAGGUUAUCUCUGACAAUGACACUGAUCCUCGUGAUUAUUCAGUUAUUACCAAUGGCAAGCGCCACUCAACCCCUUGGCAAUCCCUAUCAGAUCCUCGGUGUUCACAGGCGUUCGACCUUCCAGGAUAUUAAGAAAGCGUACAAGAACCUCGUCAAGGAGUGGCACCCCGAUAAAACAGAUCAUCCCGAUGCUGAGGAUAAAUUCGUGGAGAUAACCAAAGCUUACGAACUCCUCUCAGACCCCGAGAGACGAAGAAAUUUUGAUAACCAUGGCAUUACCGAGGAGGGCUCCAAGUUCAGACAAGAGCGCAGCCACUUUCAGAUGCCUGAUCCUCUCAAGGAGUCGUUCGGCGGGAAUUUCAAAUUUCAUUACCAAAGUCGAGAUAUAUCAUUUUACCAUAAGAUGAGUGUAACGUACAGGAUGUACGAGCACAUAAUUCUUCCAAAGAGCUUCCGCAGCCCCUACCUGAUGCUCUUCUACUCCGAGUGGUGUUUCACCUGCAUCCAGAUCCAGCCGACGUGGCGCCGACUGAUGAAUGAACUGGAGCCCCACGGUGUGACGUUCGUUACCGUUCACGGCGAGCGUGAGUCAGCUUUCAAGAGGCGAGUGGGUGUCCACUCGAUUCCCUGCCUCGCCGUGACCAUGGAUGGUCGAACGAGUAUCUAUAAGGAGUCCCUGUUCAACGUCCCCAAGAUAGUCGAAUUUCUCCGGAAUAAAUUCCCCUACAAGCUCAUCCCAAAGAUAACAAACAACAACAUCGAUCACUUUUUGUCAGGUUGGAGAGAUAACAGAAUUCGAGCUCUGAUAUUUGAGAAGAAGGACUUUCAGAGGCUUCGUUACUUGCUAGUAGCGUUCCACCAUAGGGAAAGGGUGGCAUUUGGCUUCGUGCAGGUUGGCAAACCAGAGACUGAGGCUAUCACCGCGAGAUACAAAAUAUCAGAGGAUUUAAAUACAUUAUUACUGUUCAAUGAGAACUCUGAGAAGCCAAUGGCGUCAGUCAGUAUGAAGAACAUCUCCAGCGAGACAAUGCACAACGUCAUAGCUAAUAAUAAGUUCCUGGUGCUGCCCCGGCUGUCUAACCAAGCGGUGUUGGACUCUGUCUGUCCUCCAGAGUGGUUUCGACCUCAGAAACGUUUGUGCGCUGUUUUGAUAUCUCAAAACAGUGCCAUUCACGAUUUAGCCAGGCACAGGUUCAGGCAGGCAGCUCUGGAGUCGCCGUACAGUCCAGAGAAGGUGAGAUACACAUACGUCUACAAGGAGUCCCAGCCGCAGUUUGUGUCUGCUCUUUGUGCUGGAGAAGACAGUCCCCUCGAGCCCCUUCUGCACAUUGUCAUCAUCUGGAGGAGAGACGCCAGUCAUCUCAAGUACCAGUGGCUGUCGAGUGGAUGGCUAGAUGCUGCUGAAGACGAGAACAAGUGGAACGAAACCAGGAGAAAGCUCGAGCAGACUAUCCAGCGGUUGCUCAGGAUUACCGAGGCUCUCCCCUAUGCCGCUAAGGUUGAAGAACUUGCUGAUGAACAUGCUCAAGGGACUGUGGACAGGCUCAUUGGAAGAGCUCUGCUCGCCGUCGAUUAUAUAUCUGAUAAUCUAACGAAGGAGCAAAUUCUCCCACUCAUUUCGGUGAUCGCCUCGUUGUUGUUUAUUGGAGCUGCUGGGUACGGGGUGUCGUACUUGGUGAAGCUGGAGGAACUGAGUGUACAGAGCAAGCAGGGGCAGUUUAAUAAGGAAAAUUCCAAGGGAAAUGCCGCUCAGCCGCAGUUGAGGUUACACGACAUGAGGGCUGAGAAGUACAAUGGGCUUGUGAGGCUGCUUAAACCUGGAUGCAGGACUAUCAUUCUGAUUGUCGAUGCCCAGAGUAGGCUGAAGCUACUUCCUGCGUUUCAUAGGGCGGUCUGGCCCUACAGGAAAAAUAAGACACUUAUGUUUGGACACUUGUCUCUGGAACGCGGACUCGAGUGGUACAAGAAAAUCCUCUCAUUGAGUCUCCCAGAGCCGAAAGAAUUGAAUAUUAACCCAAAAAAUUGUGUUGGCACGGUAUUGGCAUUGAAUGGGCAUAGAAAGUAUUUUUGUAUGUACCAUGCCAAACAUCCGGAAUGUAGUAGAGGAAAAGGAGCGAAGCGAAUGGAACGAAUGACGAAACAUUUUAGUCGUCGAAAUGAGGAUGCCGAGGCUGGUGCAUUCAUCGGUUUCGACAGCUCUAGUGACUCUGACAUGUCACAAGACGAGUUGGAUAACAGUGUUUUGUACCAAGACAGACUGCUAGACGGUCUGCCCAACUGGUUAGAUAGACUAUUCGAAGGUUCAACGCAACGUUACUACAUUAAUUAUUGGCCAGAUUUCACUGCCAAAUAAGACGAGGUCUGUUGUACGUUCAUUCAUUUCGUAUAAAUGCCUUUUAAUUGUAAUGAAACUACAUACAGGUGUCUUGAAUCUCGUCAUUGAAGUGCGGUAAAACGGAUAUUUAUUGAUACCAAUAAAAUUAAGUUUCAAGCCCAUCGUAAAGAGAUAAUUAGGAAAGUGUGGGGCAAAAUGGACACUUGGUAUUUUUUUAAUUUCCCAACUCAGUUUAGAAGGGCGGUUAACACCUGAGAAAAAAAUGAAGGGCCCAUUUUAUCCGACUUAUCCUCGCAUAAAUCACCACUAUGGAGUAACGUUAAGAUUCAGGAAAGUCUUAUUAUUUUCCAUGAAUCUGCGUAGGUGCAUUAAUAAUUUAUAUUCUAUCGUUCAUGAUCAUCUGAGAAACGAUUAUUUCUACGUUAAUUUACGUGAAUUUCAUCGCAGAGUUGUGAACUCUGAAUAUGUGUCAUUGUUUCCAUCGUACCUAUCUAUGUACGAUAAUACCACUGGUUAAUAUAUUUAAUUAUUAAUAAUCUAGUCUGAGAAAAUGAACUGGAAAAAACAGUUUUGAUGUUUUCAAUGCCAAAUUAAUUAUCAAAACCCGGCGGGAUUGAUAAUUAAUCAUCGGUUCGUUCAUUGAGAGGUGAAAAUGGUUGAUAAAGUCUCGUUAUCGAUUGGAAAUUGGGAUCAAAGGCAACCAAAUGAAUCAAUCGCAUUUAACUACUGUCAACUGACUCAAUUGACCAGAAAGAGAAUAAUAUUUCUGAAAUUUUUAAUCUACAACCACCAUUUAAAUACAAAUCGCAUUCUCAACUCUAGUCCUUCAAUAAAUUCAGUUACGAUGAUCGAUUAAAAAUGAAAUAUAGAUUAAAAAAUUAUAGAUUCGGUAUAGUUAUUCCGUAAUUUCAUGAAUUAUAAACUAAUGUUUAUGUUACACGGUUUAUCUAUUACUUAAAGCGAAGAGAAUAAAUCAAGGGUAAUUUAAUAGGAAUCAAAUAUUUCUCGACAAUCUUCUACCCGUUAAAGAAUUGCAAUGAAAUGAUUACAAAAGCUAAAUAGAUUAAAUCGAGAAUGCUUUGAUACCUCAUUCCUUCUUCUUCUGCCUCGUUAUCGAUCUUCAGUAGUUAUCGUAUGUACUAGUUAUUUUAGAGGAACAAAUUGUCAGCAGGGAUUUCUUAGAUAAAUCGAGAACCUUUAAAAAUUGAAAAACGUCUAACAAACUAAGUGUUAAGGUUGUGCUAUGCAUGAUCUACACUCGCAGAAUCUUUAUACAAAUUUAAUAAUGCACCACAAUCCUGUCUUCACUUCUGUGAAACCUCGAGCGAAGAAAAAAUAAAAUUAUGAGGGAUAACAAAGAGUCAUUACCUAUUUGGAUGAAAAAUGCGGCACAUGAACAAAAUAAUAACUAUUGAAAGAACACUCACCUAAACGUCCCUAAAGUUUUUUAUGUAUAUACUAUCGAGAAGUUGUAAUAUCUAGAUCAUUACCAUUUCAAUGACUUUAUACAGUGAAAUUAUUAAAUAAAAGUUAUACCGAAA
This is a messenger RNA of Diachasmimorpha longicaudata, 4910 nucleotides long. RefSeq names its product dnaJ homolog subfamily C member 16 (gene l(3)80Fg). The record is from RefSeq and is a predicted model, not a curated record. The coding region runs from base 742 to 3387 and encodes 881 amino acids. NCBI's taxonomy places the organism in Eukaryota, Metazoa, Arthropoda, Insecta, Hymenoptera, Braconidae. The transcript is spliced from 4 exons.